AAGAAAUACGUAUGGUGGCCACGUUAUUGUAACGUGGUAAUGUAACUGAGUAUAUUGCCAGUAGGACUUCAUUAUCCAUAAUGCACCGCGUGCUGGGUCGUCUUGUAGCUCCAGUGUUUUGCUCGCGAGCGUCUACCGACGUAUGCGCAAAAUCGCUAAUCUGACAACUGCAAGAACGUAGAAUCAGACGUAAACACGGUGAUUUUUGGAUUUCUAAAUCGGAUAAUUUCCGCAGCGCCUUGCUGUUAAGACGCUUGUCAACGAGCACUGUUUCCAAUGUUUACUUCUGCAGCGUGUGCUCCUCAGCAGUAAUGCCGUCUUUAAUUGUAGCUAAAUUCACUUUGGGCGGACUCAACUGGAAUCAUGUUUGUACAACGAUAGUUGAAUAUGCUGUACGGAUAAUGUAGGCUAUUAGGCAGCAGUGGUUUAAGUUGACCGCUUCCUCUCCUGGGCAGCGAGCUGUUUUCGACAAUAGCAGAUUCUCUUCGGCUCCAUGAUGGCGAUGUUUCGGAGCUUUGUUUCGGUGAGCACCCAGCUCCGCCAGCAGCAGCCGAGCAGCGGGGCCGGGUCGCCCGCAGCUCCAACGGAGAGCGUCGAGAGCCAGUUCUCGUGUCCCAUCUGCCUAGAGGUUUACCACAAACCCGUCAGCAUCGCCAGCUGUGCUCACACGUUCUGCGGGGAGUGUUUGCAGCCAUGUCUUCAGGUGACCUCUCCCCUCUGCCCACUUUGUCGUGUGCCCUUUGACCCUAAGAAGGUGGACAGGUCCUCCAGUGUAGAAAAGCAGUUAGCCUCAUACAAAGCACCAUGCCGGGGCUGUAGCAAGAAGGUGGCUCUGGUAAAAAUGAGGUCCCAUAUCACAUCAUGUGCUAAGGUUCAGGAGCAGAUGGCCAACUGUCCCAAGUUUGUUCCUGUGGUACCAACCUCACAACCUAUACCGAGCAAUAUUCCAAACCGGUCAACAUUUGUGUGUCCAUUCUGUGGAGCCAGAAACCUGGACCAGCAAGAGUUGGUGAAGCACUGUAUGGACAACCACCGUAAUGACCCCAAUAAAGUGGUAUGUCCAGUGUGUUCAGCUAUGCCAUGGGGAGACCCCAGCUAUAAGAGCUCCAACUUCCUCCAACAUCUCCUCCACAGACACAAGUUCUCCUAUGACACUUUUGUGGACUACAGCAUUGAUGAAGAGGCAGCACUGCAAGCAGCCCUGGCACUGUCCCUAGCUGAAAAUUGACAUAACAUAAUUGCACCAUCACAAUCCUGUUAAACUGUUAACACCCACGUCGCCAUUUACUCUGCCAUCACCUGACUCUUUCUGCCCUGCUGCUGUUCCUUGAUGGCUGAAAAUAUAUGAUCCAGUCAACAAAUACAACGUAACCCAGUGUGUUUUAGACUUUCUCUACACAGAGACCAAGAUCACGCAAAGUUUCCUCAGUUUUCUAGUGAUCUAAUGAAAAUCUCAAUUCCCUCUCACCAUGCAAAAAGGAGGAGGUUUCUGCCAAUGCCAAGUAUUUGUUUCUGGCGUAGGUAGCAGUGCAGUCUGUACAUGGUAUUUGUCCCCAGCAGUGAAGUGCAUGAAAAGGCGAAAAGGGAUUUUUUUUUUUUUUUUUUUUUUUUUUUUACUUAAGGUGUCCCUUGGGCAAAGUCCUGGCCUCCUGAAGUAUUGAAAUAGGUACUUACAGCAAGUUUUCUGGGGUCACAAAAAUAAAAAGUUUUGCUCCUCAAAACAACAUGUAUUCUAAACAGUAAUAAAUUUCCAUCACAAAACCAAUUCCGAGAAAAAAGUCAGACUUAACAAUCACUCGGCAUCAUUUGCACUCCAUCAGUAUCAGUGUGCACUCCCACCUGGUGAUGGCCGUAUCAGUUCUGUCAGCUGUUUCAAAGCAAAUGUGCUUGGAUAGCAUGACCUGAGAGAGCUAGACAUGGAAAGACAAGUGUAUUGUCAGAGAAGAAAAACAAAAAUCGUGCAGACUUAUGAUUUUCCUGGCUGUAGUAACAAAAACCUGCCAGAAAAACUUUGUGUCUGUAGUGCACAUUGCAGCAAACAGGAUUAUGUCCCCACACGGCCAGAACAGAGGAAACGUGUUGAAGAGCUCUCCUGUACCAGCCCUCCAGGUAAGAAAACCAGCUACUAGCUAAUAAGAUGGCCUACUGCCUGGUUGGAAGGCAACCAACGUUACAGUUUGGUUGAAGUGGCUAUCAAGGAUCAACUGGUAUGACCAGCUUAUCACACAGAAUCGUCAGACUAGUGAAGCCUCUACACAAUAUAACAUUAUAUGAUGGCCAUUAUUAUUAUUGUCUGCUUCAAUGUGAAACUGUAAUUGUUAUAGGCUAGUCAGGAUAACCAACAUAAAAGAUAGUCAAGAAUUUCUGUUGUCAUCAUUGUAGGUCAAACCUAUUGUGUUACUUCAGAGCGCCCCUCAGUUUUUAAGAGACCGCUCUGAGAGCUGUAUGUCCAGAUCUUGCUGUCAUAGAAACAAAACCCACACCUAAUAAAAAAAAUAAACUAAAAAAAAAAACAUGCCGUGUCUGAUGAGUCAGUGGAUUGAGAACCUCUGCUGCUCUUUUACAUCAGAAAAAAAACAUUAUGUCAAUACAAGUGAUUGUGAAGUCUGACUUAUUCCCAGAGUUGGUUUUGUUGACAGAAAUGUAUUACUACUUUGAAUGCAUUUUGUUUUAAGAAGCAGAGCUUUUUAUUUUUGUGACCCCAGCAAACUAGCCGGAAGUACCUAUUUCAAUACUUCAGGAGGCCAGAACUUUGCCCAAGGGACACCUUAAGUAAAAAAAAAAAAAUCCCUUUUCAUGCACUACACUGCUCGGGAGGAUUUCAUACAACUUCAUGUCCAAAAAUGCAAACCAUUCCUUUACAUUUAUAAAACAGGGGCAAUGUUAAAUCAGCUUUUUGCUGACCCAUCCAGGCCUGUCAAUAUGAAAAAUACCAUGUUGUGAAUGAAGUAAGUGGACCUCUAAGCAGAGAGGCUUUAGACUGGAUGCUCUGCAGCCACAGUUCCAAACGUCAUACAUGCAUCUCAGUAGACACCUAUGGACUGACGCAGCAUGAAGGGCUAACUCCAUGGAAACAGACAUCUGUCUGGGAGUUUGAAGCAUCCUGAAAUCAUACUAAUAGGAUUUCUCACAACAAAUUCCAGUGAUGGCCCAGGCAUUCAGUUCUCUCAUACUCAAUGUGUAAGUGUAUUGAAGACAUAGUCUGACCGCUUGCACACUCAGCAAGUAAAUGAUGGUGAUGUGUUGCUGUUCAGACAAAUUGUGGGUGGUGCAAGAGGCUUUGAUUGCAUCUGGUCUGCAGAUACAAAGUUUUGAACAGUCAGAUCAUGUAGUUUUUGCUGCUUUGAUUUUGAUUUGAUUUUUGCUUUGCUUACAUUACACUGUUUUGAUGAGUUAACAGUACUAGUUACCAAGCUAUUUAGUUAGCAACAAUCAAAUAUAAACAGAAAAAGCUUCAGAGCUUCAGAGCUUACAGGCACCCACAGCAGAUGCAACUGUUCUCCAAACAUCAGACAUUUAUUCUUGCAGUCUUUCAAAUAAAAGUUGUGAACUUGGAAGCUCUGAUGGGCUUUUAUCAACUUCUUGCCAGUUUUUCACUGGUUAUGAUGAGCAGUUCAUGAAGCUAAGUCACACUGGAAUGGAGGCAUGAAAGCACAGAAAUGUGGUUAGCUGUCAGCAGCUGAUGCCUGGAAAGGCUUCAGCCUUUGUAGACUGCUCAUACAUUAUCAUACAUUUGCCUGGUCUCCGAAAUUUGUGUGUUUCACAUGACAUCACUGUGUGUGCAUGGCAGCAUAUUAGGGACUGUGACAACAUACUUAGCAAAUACCAAUGGGAAAUUUUUUAUGUUAUCCCCCCAAAAAAUCUGGAGAAAGUAAGAAACAAUUGUCAAACAUGCCUAUUGUACAUUACUGUUGACUGUCCUCUGCUGAAUUUUACAAUGUCAGGGUCGAAGUAGUUUGACUUUUGACUACCUUUUACACCACGGCUCCCAGAAAGUUGACUCAGCCAUACCUAAGAUAGGCUUUCCAAGCAGACACUAGCUUUAAAUGGGUCUCUACCUGUUUUACACAUUAUAGCCUAUUGCAAACUGUUUACCGUCUUUUGUUGAAUCUAACAUUGCAGCGUGGUCAUGAUCACUUUAUUUUUUAAUGAACUGGAUAGAAAGGUAAAGACUACACAGCUAAUGAGUGCAGAUCAUUUGUGCUUCACUCUUCACUUGGAAUCUUUGCGUGGUGGAAUGCCCAGUGUUUGUUUAACUGUAUAACAACUGCAAAAAGUGGCUGUUUUGAUGUGUCUUUGACUUAGGCUGAUUUUGAUUAAUUGAGGAGUGGCCUGAAUGAUUUUGUGAAUCAAACUAAUUUGAUCUUGUGAGACCAUGUGGCUUUGCUAGGCUAUAAUUUCCAUUGUGUACUUUUUUGUUUUGUCUAUGGUGCUUAUAGUGCUUGAACUGUUUUUAAAAAAAAUUGACUGGUAGUGUAUUCCACUACUGGAGCCAGUAAAAAAGAACACCCAAACAAAAUCUGAGCUAUUGUGAAAACUAGCUAACACAGUAGCGGUUUUAGGCAUGUGUGAAGCGGGCAGCCACCCGGGGCGUCAUUUUUUCAUGUCAUGUGGGGGGCGGCACGAGGGCAAAAAAAAAAAAAA
Molecule: messenger RNA, 4644 nt
Organism: Myripristis murdjan (pinecone soldierfish)
Lineage: Eukaryota; Metazoa; Chordata; Actinopteri; Holocentriformes; Holocentridae
Gene: rnf166
Product: ring finger protein 166
Exons: 6
Coding region: 494-1228 (244 amino acids)
Biological process (GO): protein polyubiquitination; ubiquitin-dependent protein catabolic process
Molecular function (GO): ubiquitin protein ligase activity
Source: RefSeq, a predicted model, not a curated record